Messenger RNA from Linum trigynum, 2869 nucleotides. Lineage: Eukaryota; Viridiplantae; Streptophyta; Magnoliopsida; Malpighiales; Linaceae. The record is from the annotation of a GenBank genome assembly.
GCCAUCCAUAGACCACAUGACUCUUUUCCUCCAUGAGCGAUGAAUCUUCAUAUAUUAACUUUGAAUUUUCUAGCUUGCCAAUGGGUGAUAAUACAUGGUCAGCCUGUUUAGUCUUGGUGGCCUUACAUGAGGUCUCAUGCUUCUUUGCUUGGGCCACCUUACUUGACAUGUCAAGGCUAUCAUGAUUAUUCUUCUGCCUUGAUUUCCUCCCACUUGAUACAUGCAUAAUCUCAUCAUGAUGUUGGGGACCAGGUCUAGGCUUGACAAGUCGACAACCACUCGUGUAGCUUCCUUGUCUUCGUCUUUCAACAAAUAAACCUUGUUGGCCCCUACACUUAGCACUCAACCACCAUUGAUUCUUUGUGCAACAAUGUUUGGCUGGUGUGUAUGGUGACUUCUUAUACAUGCCCCCAUGUCCACUCUUUGUAGUUGGUGUCGAGUACUUACUAUCCAUUGACAUGGACUUGCCCCCCAAUCCACCCUUGUCCAUAAUCUCACGCUUACAAAAUCCAUGUUGGGGUUUGACUUGUUGUGUCUUCUUGAAGAUGCCCUCUACUCCAUUCUUCAUGGUGGGUGACAUGCUCCCUUGUCCAAACUUAGUCAAAUUAGCAUGCUUAUCGCAAACAUGUGUGACUUGCACUUCAUAUGGCUUCUUGGACAUGUCUUGUCCAUACUUAGCCAAAUUUUCAAAUCUACAAUAACUUUUUAUGGCUUUCUCACGUCGUGACUUGUUAGAUAUGCCCCCAUGUCCACUACAAGUGGUUGGAGGCAUGCCCCCCUUUCCAACCUUAGCCAAAUUAAUAGGUUUAGCACAAGCAUGUGUUGCUUGUGAUUGAUGUGAGCUCUUAGACACCACAUGCCCCCCAGAUGGACAUCUCAGCAUCAACUUGUGGGAAAUUAGACUUUCAUGCCCCCCUUGCUGAGCUCUAGGUGUUUUGAGUCCAUCAGAAUCGCCUAUUUGUCCACUUAAUAGGGGUGGCUUUGGGGGUGGGCAAGCAUGUGGUGGUACUUGUUCCACGUUUAACAAAUCUUCACCAUCUCGUCCAUUGACAAGUGUCUCAUCUGAUCUUGUCUCGAGAACGAGUGGUGGAACAUCACCUUGUACAUGCAAGACCCCAUCACUGUUGUUCAAAGUGGAGGUGGACCUCUCACCACAACCCUCACGUAGAGGGGACGGUUGAGUUGUCACUAGAGAUAACAAGUUCUCUGUUCGUGGCUGGGUAUACCGGCCACAGGAGGGAGAAAGAUUUUUGCACACAAUUUUAUUAUUUGGUGUUGGUUCUAAACCAUUUUGCGGCAAAACCAUUGAUUGCGACACUGGUUUUAUUAAAAUUUGCCCAAAAUCUCUUACAUCAUUUUUACUUAUCUCCAAAAUCUUAGCCACACGCCUAUCAAAACUUGAAUAAAAACAAUCAAGUUGAGAUAUUAUCUUAUUGGUACCUGCCAAGGCCUUCUCCAUGCAUCGUCGGUUCUCCUCCAUCACUUGGCGGUUCUCCUCCAAGGCUAGAUGGGUUUCUACCACCAUUUUGCGGUUCUCCUUCAAGGCUUGACGGUUCUCUGCAAGCAUCUUGCGAUUCUCCUCCAUCAUCUGACGAAGGGCCCCCACUGCUUCGCCGAGAUCUCCACCAGGCGCGGUUGCCACCAAGAUCUCUGCUCCACCGUUUCCUCCGGUCACCGCGACGGCCGCUUGGCCAUGCUCGAUGUUAGCCACCUGCUCCUCCACGAAUCCAGUCGGAACUUCACCUUCUUGGUUCCUCCGCCUCGGAACCAGUUGGACCGGUUUGGUUAUUCCAACCGCCACAUCAGUUCAGUUUGAUUUGGUUCAACUCGGUUUGGUCUGGUUGUGUUCUCCGGCGAGAAAACUUGUGUUGAAUUGAUAUUGAUUGCACCUCGACUUCUUUGGACAACGAUUUACUUAACACAGUUCACACCUCUUCAAACACAGUUCGAACGAGGGUGAUCGAUGUUUACACGACUCUCGAGACAGAUCUACAUUAAGUUACUCCUAUGGAGGUUCAGUGAGAGCUCCAGAUCUACUACUACGACUAAAAUUGCAGAGGAAAGGAUAAAGGGAUAAAAUUUGACAUUGUGUUAUCUGGUGUGAAUUUGGCCUCCUCCUCUCUGUCAACUCCUCCUCCUAUUUAUAGGCUUGAGAUGAUAACCGUCGUAGAAAACUGUCUUAGAGUAACUUCCAAAAAGAACUGCUUCCCUUCUUUCUCGGACGUCGCUGGCGUGUCAUUGUACGUGGGAUAAUCAGCAGUUUCUCCGUUAACCGUCUGCUCUUCAUCCUGGAACUGUAGUCUUGUUACUUGCCUCUCCCACAUGACUUGCCUUCUUACUUCCAACUUGUUAGCUCAGAUCUUGGACAUGGCCUCACGACGUGGUAUAGAUCUCGCGACCACGUCGAUUUCUAAGUUUGAAGCCAACGUGGUCUAGAUCUCAUGACCACGUCGAGCUCUAAGUUUGAAGCCAACGUGGUCUAGAUCUCAUGACCACGUCGAGCUCUAGAUUUGAAGCCAACAUGGUCUAGAUCUCAUGACCACGUCGAGCUCUAAAUUUGAAGCCAACGUGGUCUAGAGCUCAUGACCACGUCGGGCUCUAGAUUUGAUGCCAACGUGGUCUAGAUCUCAUGACCACGUCGAACUCUAAAUUUGAAGCCAACGUGGUCUAGAUCUCAUGACCACGUCGAGCUCUAAAUUUGAAGCCAACGUGGUCCAUAUCUCAUGAUCACGUCGGGCUCUUCAACUCGCGACGAGACUAGCUCCUUCUUGGAGACUUAGUUUGGGGCUUAAAAUUAUUAUCAUGAGGCCCAGUUCAAAUAACAUUAAUUUUCAUAAAUAAUCUGGCCUUAUAAAGAUAAUAAAUGCCU